GAAAACACUGCUUUAUGCACGCGUUCUAGGCACUCACGCAACAAUGGAGGAGUUUCACAAUGACGUCAUUGGCAUGCGUCUACAGCAAGAGCGUGCGGAGGAAGGAGACUGAAUUAGUGAAGCAACAAACAUAUGAACAAGAAACAAGAUUUUUCUGCAUAUAUUACCACAAUGGGAAUUCACGGACUCAUGGGCUAUGUGGGGUCAAAAAAGUAUUGCUUUUAUGAUUUACAGUUAAGAAACACAAAGAUAAUUAUCGAUGGCAAUAACCUUUACCACAGACUGUACUUUGAGUUAGGAUUGGAUUUAAUAUGCGGAGGAGAUUAUCAUUUAUUCACAGACAUUGUGCAUAAAUUCUUUGAAAGCUUGUCUGUGUGUGAGAUACAAGCCUAUGUUGUGUUUGAUGGUGGCUGUGAUAUCUCUGACAAAAAACUAGAGACGCUCAAGCAACGUGCGAAGGAAAAGAUCACAAUGGCGCACAGCCUGUCUAAAGGAGAAGGUGGAAGUGUGUUGCCUUUGCUGGUUCGGGAAGUCUUCAUACAGGUCCUGGAAAAGAUGGAAGUGCCUUUUGUUCAGUGCUUUGCAGAAGCAGACAGAGAAUUAGUGGUCUUGGCUAAUCUUUGGAAUUGCCCAGUGCUGACAUUUGACAGUGAUUUUUGUAUCUUUGAUCUGAAGGCUGGCUUCUGUCCCUUGAAUUCGUUUCAGUGGAAGAAUAUUGUCACCACAAAAGUUGAGAAUGAAUGUUUCAUACCAGCGAAGUGUUACUCCGUACAACAGUUCUGCAAGCACUUUAACAACAUGAACAUGUCAUUAUUGCCUCUCUUUGCUGUUCUAGUUGGCAAUGAUUAUAUUAAUCUCCCGGCUUUAGAAAGGUUCUUCAGCAAAGUUCAUUUGCCUAUUGGAAACUCGUGCCACAGUGGAAGGAAGCAUGUACGCAUUCACGGCCUCUUACAUUGGCUUUCUGCUUUUGUUGAUGCAGAGGAGGCCAUGGACAAUGUGCUCAGCUACCUCAAAGCUCAGGAUCGGGAUGCAGUCAGACAGCUCCUUUGUUCAGCCAUGGAAGAGUACAGUCUGUCUGACACUGUUAAUCUUGUACAAUUCUUCCAGAAGGGUAUUUAUAAUUCUCCAACUGCAGUCAUGUUGAGGCUGCCGGAUUGGGUGCAGAGAUCAUUAGCCAGAGGCCAGAUAUCUCCAUUACUUAGAGAUGCACUUGUAAUGCGGAGGUUAUUCCUUCAUUCACAGGUUGAGGAUAUGAAAAAGCCAUCUGCUCACUUGAUAACACAACCAGUCCGUAGGGUUAUCUAUGGGUUGCUGGUGACGCCAACCAACAACUUGGAGGAAAGUAAUCGAAGGAAUGAGCAUCCUGUUAAAACAUUGAUUGUUGAAUUUGAUAGACUAGAGAAAAAUCUGAGAAAAUCCACUCUGGAGGCAGACACACACUGGAACUUAGCUGAAAAUAUUUCACUGUCCAGUCUUCCAGAGGCUUCUACAGAGAUACGCCUAAAGCUGCUCCUGGACACACUGGAAGUAAAAACAACUGUUCUGGCAUCUGUGCCUCUUGCCCACCGCCUUUCAGUUGCAGUCACAUGUUAUUGGGUCAGAUAUGCUGAUCCCAAAGUUAAGCUGCAUCACCUAAAAGCUCUUCUGAUGGGUUCAGUGUGUGGAGAAUUGUAUGACAUGUUCCCUACAGCAGAGGGGAAUAGUGAGGACUUCCUAUAUGUGCAUGAGCAGCUACAGAAAAUAAUACAAGGGAAUCCACGCCAAAAAGUUCCAAACAAGGAAGACUUGCACAUAUUCUGCCAGUGGCAAUGCUGCCUUCAGGUGGGACUGCAUCUUAAUCAGCUCCUAUGCACACCGCUGCUGCAUCCCAACAUUAAAAGACUUUACAGUGGCACGCUUGUUCACCUUUUAUGUCAGAAACUGAAGAGCUCAUCCUUGGUAGAAGAUCUUUUUAACCCAUGUCCACCAUUGAAAACGCUGUACCAGCAAAUGAUGGAAGCAGUAUUAUUAGCCGUACCAGAGGAUUGCUUCAAGAGCAGGACUCUGCCUAGCGCACACAAAUCGAAGAUGGGAAAGAAAAAAAACAGAAAUGUUAAGAGUAAAGAGGAAGCCCCUGCAUUGGAAAAUCAGCCUAUGUAUGAAGUUACCAACAGAUAUUUAGGCCUAAUGCUUGAUGAAUAAUAGUAUCACAGUCAACUGACCGUCUGUAUAUAGUGAGCAGCAGACUGGAGAGAAAUAUACAUAUAUUUAGGACAUGAAACGUUCUAUACAACAAUGAAAGUGUACUCUAUGGGACGUACAAAUAUCAUGAAAAUGUAGGAUGUUGUUACCAAGCACUUGUUUAUUAUUGCACUGUGCCAUUUUGUUUUGACAAAGAAAUGAAUUGUAUCUGUCAGUCUUUUAUGGAGUACAAGUAUGGGAUCUGUUAUCCAGAAUGCUAGGGACAUGGUGUUUUCCAGAUAAUGGAUUCCGUAAUUUGGAUCUUCGUACCUUAAGUCUACUAGAAAAUCAUGUAAACAUUAAAUAA
Messenger RNA from Xenopus laevis (African clawed frog), 2527 nucleotides. It is a transcript of the gene aste1.L, whose product is annotated as asteroid homolog 1 L homeolog. The record is from RefSeq and is a predicted model, not a curated record. Lineage: Eukaryota; Metazoa; Chordata; Amphibia; Anura; Pipidae. The transcript has 5 exons. The coding region runs from base 133 to 2181 and encodes 682 amino acids.